CCUUUACGUCGGCGCCAUCCUGAGCGAGAAGCAGAGGAGGAGACAUAGCGGACUCCGUCGGGUUUUCUCAGUGAUGUGUUUCUAGGCAGCGGCAGGACCUCGUGGAAUCGCGCCUUUCUUCGUUUUAACGAACUCGGUUGCACUUGGAAAAACCGCAGAGUGUUUUUUGUGUGUCCGAAAAACUCGGCUCGAGAAAGAGGGAGGCGUGAAAGCAAAACUUUUUGUGCCAAGGUGAAGAAAUCGAGGUUUGUUGUUGUGAAGGCGCCAGUGUAAAAACAAAAGUUCGGGAUGUCUCUCUCGGUACCUCAGAACGGUUUGAAGGGGGAUAACGAGCCCGUCAUCGAGCUUUUUGUGAAGGCAGGCAGCGAUGGAGAGAGUAUUGGAAACUGUCCAUUUUCUCAGCGUCUCUUCAUGAUCCUGUGGCUGAAGGGUGUGGUUUUCAAUGUCACCACUGUGGACCUUAAGAGAAAACCAGCUGAUCUGCAAAAUCUGGCUCCAGGAACCCAUCCUCCCUUCAUCACCUUUAAUGGAGAGGUCAAGACCGAUGUCAACAAAAUCGAAGAGUACCUAGAGGACAUCCUCUGCCCUCCAAAGUACUCUAAACUUGGUGCCAGACACCCAGAAUCCAACACUGCAGGGAUGGAUAUAUUUGCCAAGUUUUCAGCAUUUAUCAAGAACUCUAAACCUGACGCCAAUGAAGCAUUGGAGAGGGGACUGCUGAAGACUUUGCAAAAGCUGGACGAGUACCUGUGCUCUCCUCUUCCGGAUGAGAUCGAUCACAACAGCAUGGAGGAGGUGAAGGCCUCCACACGCACAUUCCUGGAUGGAGAAGAGAUGACACUCGCAGACUGCAACCUGCUGCCCAAACUCCACAUCGUCAAGGUGGUGGCAAAAAAGUACAGAGGCUUUGAGAUCCCUAAAGACCUGACGGGCAUCUGGAGGUACCUGAACAAUGCCUACAAGCGUGAAGAGUUCACCAACACAUGUCCCAGUGACAAGGAGAUCGAGAUCGCCUACGCUGACGUAGCAAAACGGCUCGUCAAAUAAUGGCUAAAUCUCCUCCACUCAACUCCCCGCGCUGGGACUGUUUAUUUUCCUUCACAUGAGAAAGAGAAAAAACAAGCUACAGACUCCUUUUUUCCUUCUCUUUUAUUUAGAUUACAUACCCAAUGCAUGAUUUCUCCCUCCCCAUUACAGCUCUUAGGACAAAUCUUUAAAUUUCAGUGCGGCGGAAAGAUUUUCACCCUUGGUUUUUUUAAGUGUUAAUGCAGGAAGUGCCAGAUACUGUCGGUGUAUCGCUGGCUAAUAGCGUGUGAGCAUGUGGCUCAUGCAUAUCUAUUCCUCUCACCCACACUAUGUAGCAAUAACAGAGUGGGUUCACCAGCUUUUUUUGUUUUAUUAUGAAUUUAAAAUAUGAACGAAAUGCUUUUUCUAAGCUUGCCAAGUGAACAGUUAUGAAGCGUUUUCUGUUUUGUUUCUAUGUAAACGCAUUUGAACAGUGUUGAAAGCUCCAGUGUUUAUUUAGAGAGCAGUGUAGCACUCUGCGCACACACACAAUGAAGUCUCAAAAGACCCUCUAUUGAAAUUUGAAAUGAAGUGCUUCGAACUGACUUUUGUUGAUACUUUCAUAUGAAGUUCAUAUCAUAUACAUUAGUCCUCAGUUGUUUGCAGAAAUGGCACCUUGCAUAUUAUGUAGUACGUUUGCAGCGACUGUGGCCCUUUGAUGAAGGAAAGGCCUCUUUUACUGAGAUCAUAGAUACACGAAGAGACUCUAUAGAUCUGCCUUAUUCACUCUAGAUUCAUUAUCUAAUAUUUAGAGUGCUGGAUUAUCAUGACCUCAUCCCAUUGCUCGAAACACAUGAAGGGAAAUGCCUGCGUAGCUCUAGAGGUAGAACUACAUCACUUGCACUUCACAUGAAGUGUCCUUACCUAUUUGAAUAGUAGCAAAAAUGUUUGUUUGGUGUUUUAAAAAGGAAAAUUGGCUUAAUUUGAUAAAGGGCAUCUCACUUGAAGAAGGUUAAUUGUUUUUUAAGAUAAGCAAUGGUUUCAGAGAAAGAUGACCAUAUAGAUGGAAUAGCUUUAAAGCCUUUGCAGGUUAAUAACACAUUUAAAGGCUCAGCGGGAAACUUGAUUUUAUGUUACAAUUUUGAAUGUAGGAUUGGUUUCUUAUUUGGAGAAGGAUCUUAAUAAUAGUUGUAAAUGAGAAUUUGGUUGCCAUAUGUUUCAAUUCUUUUGACGAUUGAGAAAUAAUUGUUGGUUUUUCAGCAGUUUUAUACAUUCAUACAUUGAAUGUAGUGGAAUGACACUGCCUUGUGGCAAUCUCUGGCCUUUUAUCACAAGGUAGCAAAAAUACCCAUUCAUCAUUAAAUGACAACACAAAUACAACAUUUAAGAAGGCGCAGUUUGAGAUGUUUCUGUCUGCUGUUGGAAGUGAGGGAAUUGCUGCUGUGUGGGAACAAUAACGGGAAGAUUGUGUUGCGGGGGGGUUGUUUCCUUUUUCCACUCUUUUACUCGUGCUGAUCCUUUAAUGGAUUGGGGGUUGAGUGAAAAUGGAGUUUUGUUUUUUUUAAAGGCAGCCGACUAGUUCACUUUGAGUUCAGUUAAAGAGAUCGCUGGCACAUUAUUAGAAAGUUGGACACGUGCCACUAUUUUUAAUUGUUUUUCAGCUUUGUGCCUUUAAAGCACGCAUGGAUGCGUCACUUGAAUGAUGUGGUUUUGUUUGUUUUAGUGUUGUGGGUUUUUUUUUUUUGUGGACAGAUGCUCCCUCCAAACUGUUCAGCCCAUAUCUCUUUCUCUCAGAGAAGCCGAAUGUUAAAACAUUGCUCUUUGUAGAUUUCUGAUUGGACCUGUAUGUGUGUGUACAAGAAACAGGUUUGACAUUAACUAUAAAAACACUGCAUGUUUGCCAUUUGCCAUCGCAUUUUCAUUAAAUAAACUGCUGGCAGCUAUGACAAA
Danio aesculapii is the source of this 2955-nucleotide messenger RNA. RefSeq names its product chloride intracellular channel 4 (gene clic4). The record is from RefSeq and is a predicted model, not a curated record. The transcript is spliced from 6 exons. Lineage: Eukaryota; Metazoa; Chordata; Actinopteri; Cypriniformes; Danionidae. Bases 289 to 1047 code for a protein of 252 amino acids.